AUGUGGAAGGCUUUGAACAAGAAGCGCAUGGCUUAUGCGGGUUUGGCCGUCGUCGCUGGUGGAACUUCUUACUAUUUUUACAAUGCAAAUUCCGCGAAAAAAAGGAAUUAUCAACGUCCUUCCACAAUUAAUCCUCAACUCUUCAUGUCCGAGACUUACGCAGACGCGAACAAAUCGGUUCUGUUUGACAAAAUAUCGGAUAGGCCACACACUUUCUGGACCCCACCCUCGAGAAAGGAAAUGUUGAACAUGCUUAAAGAUUCGGUCAAAGAAUCCGAGCCUGUUUUCGAUAUUUUAGUUAUUGGCGGUGGGGCCACUGGUGCAGGUACUGCUCUCGAUGCUGCAACAAGGGGAUUGAAGGUAGCAAUGGUGGAAAGAGACGAUUUUGCAUCUGGAACUUCGUCUCGUUCGACAAAGCUUGUUCACGGCGGUGUUCGAUAUCUCGAAAAAGCUUUCUUAGAAUUUGAUUAUGGUCAAUACAAACUGGUAAGGGAGGCACUUCAUGAACGUGCAACUUUCUUGCACACCGCCCCUUACCUGAGUUACCUAUUGCCCAUCAUACUGCCAAUUUACAAGUGGUGGCAAGUCCCCUACUUUUGGGUUGGAGUAAAGGUUUACGAUUUCCUUGCGGGAACUGCAGGAGAGAAAUUGGAAAGUUCUUACUUUUCAACUCGCAGUAAAACACUUGAAGCUUUUCCCUGGUUAAAAAAAGAGAAACUCGUAGGCGCCUUGGUUUACUAUGAUGGUCAGCAUAAUGACGCGCGAAUGAAUGUGGCUCUCGCGUUGACCGCGAUUUCUUACGGUGCUGUUGUCGCGAAUCACGUCGAAGUAAUGAAUUUAUUGAAAGAUGACCAAGGAAAAGUUGUCGGCGCGCAUGUAAGGGACACUUUGACAAACGAGGAAUGGGAUAUUAGAAGCAAAGGUGUCAUAAAUGCUACUGGUGCAUUCACAGAUGGUAUACGCUCCAUGGACAAUCCAAAAACAGAAAAAAUUGUGCAACCUUCUUCUGGCGUGCACAUUGUCCUACCGAAUUAUUAUAGCCCCCGGAAGAUGGGAUUGUUAGAUCCUCAAACAUCAGAUGGAAGGGUUAUUUUCUUUUUACCUUGGGAAGGGGCUACGCUUGCAGGUACAACCGAUUCUCCUACAGAGUUAACGUACAACCCUAUGCCUAAGGAAGAAGAGAUACAAUGGAUUCUGGAAGAAGUUAAAAGAUAUUUGAGUCCUGAUAUCAAAGUUCGGCGAAGUGAUGUCCUCGCUGCAUGGUCCGGAAUUCGUCCCCUGGUUCGUGAUCCAUCUGCUAAGAAUACGGCGGCAUUGGUGCGAAGCCACAUGAUUGAUGUUAGUGAAACCAACUUAAUCACAAUCUCUGGUGGGAAAUGGACGACAUAUAGGAACAUGGCGAAAGAAACUGUUGAUGUGGCCGUUAAAGUGCUCGGAUUGAAUCCAUUAAAUGAUAGUCUCACUGAAAGAGCGAAACUGAUUGGGUCGCACGGUUAUUCGAACACAACGUUUAUUAAACUCAUUCAACAAUUCGGUAUAGAAACUGAGAUUGCCCAGCAUCUGGCUCGAAGCUAUGGCGAUCGCGCGUGGGCCGUCGCAGCAUUAUCAAAACCCACGGGUAAACGUUGGCCAGUUUUUGGUCAACGAAUAAGUCCCUCAUAUCCAUACAUUGAGGCAGAAGUUCGAUACGCUGUCCGCCGAGAAUAUGCUUGUACCCUUGUGGAUGUAAUCGCACGUCGCACACGUCUUGCAUUCAUUAAUGCUCAAGCAACCCUAGAAUCACUUCCUCGUAUUAUCGAUAUCAUGAGCGAAGAACUUGGUUGGUCUCCAGAACGUCAAACCCGAGAAUUUGACCAAGCGGUUGACUUCCUACAAACCAUGGGCCUUCCUAAACAAUCCGAAAAAAUGACUAUUGACAAGAUAAGAAAAGAAUCCAAGGCCUUAAUUCGCGAGGCUCCAUAUAAUCAAUUGCAGUUUCAACCCGAAGAGUUGGCCAGUUUCCAAAAGGCAUUCUCAGACCUUGACAAGUCGGGCGAAGGCCAAAUAAAAUUCGUAGAACUGGAACGGGCAUUGACCCUUGUCGGAGUUUCUGUACCCGAGCAAGUCUUAACAACAAUCAUCACGCAAAUGAACUUGAAAGGUAACGAAUCGAUAGAAUAUGGAGAAUUCUUGGAAAUUGUGGGCGGAAUAAAAGAACAUCUUCUUUCCAAAAUUACAAACGAUGACCAAAUGAGAAUUUACGAACAAAAACGUAUUCCAAUCGAAAGGUCGUCUGGUGGCGUGUGA
Molecule: messenger RNA, 2286 nt
Organism: Acaulospora morrowiae
Lineage: Eukaryota; Fungi; Glomeromycota; Glomeromycetes; Diversisporales; Acaulosporaceae
Source: the annotation of a GenBank genome assembly